Molecule: messenger RNA, 2646 nt
Organism: Phyllostomus discolor (pale spear-nosed bat)
Lineage: Eukaryota; Metazoa; Chordata; Mammalia; Chiroptera; Phyllostomidae
Gene: DHCR7
Product: 7-dehydrocholesterol reductase
Exons: 9
Coding region: 295-1722 (475 amino acids)
Biological process (GO): cholesterol biosynthetic process; brassinosteroid biosynthetic process
Cellular component (GO): endoplasmic reticulum membrane
Molecular function (GO): 7-dehydrocholesterol reductase activity
Source: RefSeq, a predicted model, not a curated record
CCGUCUCCGGUUGGUCGACCACCGCAACACGUUAGUGUGGGGGCGGGGCCACGGCUGGUUGGAUUACGCGGGUCUCGGGGGGCGCCGAAUUGAGGGCGCGGAUCGGUGUGCGCAGGACUCUGUUUGGUGGGUCACGAAGAACCAAGCAGGCCUUUGGGAGUCCUGAGAGUCUAGUGAUUUGGGGGGACCCUCCGUUCUGCUGUGGGCCUGCCUGAUCAGACGCUGGAGGCGGGCCCUGGUUCGUGGGCCCGGGGCGACCUUCCAGCUGUGAGGACGUCAGGACAGCAGGGCCGCAUGGCUGCAAAACUCCAGCCCAGCGCUCCCAAACCCAGGCAUCUGGGCGGCGCCGCCCUCGAUGGGGACGGCCCCCGGGGACAGUGGGGCCGCGCCUGGGAGGUGGACUGGUUCUCCCUGGCGAGCGUGCUGCUCCUGCUGCUCUUCGCCCCCUUCAUCGUGUACUUCUUCAUCAUGGCGUGCGGCCAGUACAGCUGCUCACUCACGGCCCCGCUGCGGGACCUGGCCGCCGGCCGCGUGCGGCUGUCCGACAUCUGGGCCAGGACGCCGUCCCUGACGAAGGAGGCGGCCCAGAUCUACGCCCUGUGGGUCUCGUUCCAGGUGCUCCUGUACGUGGCGCUCCCUGACGUCUGCCACAAGUUUGUGCCUGGCUACGUGGGAGGCGUCCAGGAGGGCGCCGUGACUCCUGCAGGGGUCAUCAACAAGUACCAGGUCAACGGCCUGCAGGCGUGGCUCAUCACACACCUGCUCUGGUUCGCCAACUCCCACCUCCUGGGCUGGUUCCCUCCCACCGUCAUCUUCGACAACUGGAUCCCGCUGCUGUGGUGCGCCAACAUCCUGGGCUACGCCGUGUCCACCUUCGCCAUGGUCAAGGGCUACCUCUUCCCCACCAACGCCCGAGACCGCAAAUUCACAGGCAACUUCUUUUACAACUACAUGAUGGGCAUCGAGUUUAACCCCCGAAUUGGGAAGUGGUUUGACUUCAAGCUUUUCUUCAACGGACGCCCCGGGAUCGUCGCCUGGACCCUCAUCAACCUGUCCUUUGCCGCAAAGCAGCGGGAGCUCUACGGCCACGUGACCAACUCCAUGAUCCUGGUCAACGUGCUGCAGGCCAUAUACGUGCUGGACUUUUUCUGGAACGAGACCUGGUACCUGAAAACCAUCGACAUCUGCCACGACCACUUCGGGUGGUACCUGGGCUGGGGCGACUGCGUGUGGCUGCCGUACCUGUACACGCUGCAGGGCCUGUACCUGGUGUACCACCCCGUGCAGCUGUCCGCACCCCACGCCGCGGGCGUCCUGCUGCUGGGCCUGCUGGGCUACUACGUCUUCCGGAUGGCCAACCACCAGAAGGACCUGUUCCGGCGCACGGACGGCCGCUGCCUCAUCUGGGGCGCGAAGCCCAAGGUCAUCGAGUGCAUGUACACGUCGGCCGACGGGCGGAGGCACCACAGCAAGCUGCUGGUGUCGGGCUUCUGGGGCCUGGCCCGCCACCUCAACUACACGGGCGACCUCCUGGGCAGCCUGGCCUACUGCCUGGCCUGCGGCGGCGGCCACCUGCUGCCUUACUUCUACAUCAUCUACAUGACCAUCCUGCUGACCCACCGCUGCCUGCGGGACGAGCACCGCUGCGCCAGCAAGUACGGCGGCGACUGGGCGCGCUACACCGCCGCCGUGCCGUACCGCCUGCUGCCCGGAAUCUUCUAGACGGCCGCCGCCCAGGGAGAGCCCUGCCCCCACGCUGGGGCCAUAGGAGCGUUCGGAGCCGGUCUGUGGGGGCUGACCUCCCAGCUCCCCCCUCCGGAAGCCUUCGUCUCCUCCUCUGCAAACUGGAAAGCGCCUGCCACCAGGCGGGCAUCUCGUGACUGUCCGUGCGUGUCCCUUCCCUGAGUCCCAAGGGGACUGCAGGGGUCACCGCAGCGGCCUCCUCACCAGCAGACGUGACCCGUGUUCCCUGUUCAGUGUUCCGAGUGCAGGAGGACGACUGUGCCCCUCCCGCCAGCCCAUCGAUGGCAGUGUCUCUCCCGUUGGGGACUCCAGGCGGGACGGCUUCCAGCCCUCGGGUCAAGAGAAGCGGGACGGGAGGCGUGCCCAGUGCCGGGUCACGGCCUUCAGCCCACAGCCGCCCUUACCACCUGCUCUUGACCGUGGGCUGCUCCGUCGGCGUCUGUCUGCACCGCACACACACGACGGUGAACUUGUCGGCAGAGCGGGCUGCGGGUCACACUGCACGGGGAAGGGGCUUCUCCCUCUGGGUCCGGGACGCCCUUUUGUUUCCUGUGGCUCACGGGUGCUGGGGCUGGGGUGACACCAGCCAGGCCUGACUGCGCCAGGCCAACCUGAGGUCCCCAAGCUGACUCCCUCUGGCAUCUGGCAUCUGGCCACCCGGCCGCCCAUCCUAGAGGGCGUUUCCCGCCGGCCCGGUAACUGCGCACAAACCAGCCCACCAUUCGGGGGGCCCGCCCCCCGGUGCCUUCUCCAAUGAGGCCUGCGCCCCGGCCUUGGGAAGGGGCCCCCUUUCCAGGGCUCCCUUAACCUCGGCCGCUCCCUCUGUUCUCGGGGAUUCUUGAAACUCUGUUCACAUCACUGCCCUAGCAGACAACAGUUCUUUAUAUUAAACUUCCCGGUCCA